This is a messenger RNA of Puma concolor (puma), 846 nucleotides long. RefSeq names its product ELOVL fatty acid elongase 7 (gene ELOVL7). The record is from RefSeq and is a predicted model, not a curated record. Gene Ontology annotation, cellular component: endoplasmic reticulum; endoplasmic reticulum membrane. Lineage: Eukaryota; Metazoa; Chordata; Mammalia; Carnivora; Felidae. Gene Ontology annotation, biological process: fatty acid elongation, monounsaturated fatty acid; very long-chain fatty acid biosynthetic process; fatty acid elongation, saturated fatty acid. Gene Ontology annotation, molecular function: fatty acid elongase activity.
AUGGCCUUCAGUGAUCUUACUUCGAGGACUGUGCGUCUUUAUGAUAAUUGGAUCAAAGAUGCUGAUCCAAGAGUUGAAGACUGGCUCCUCAUGUCCUCACCUCUGCCACAAACCAUCAUCCUGGGAUUCUAUGUCUAUUUUGUCACUUCUCUAGGACCAAAGCUCAUGGAGAAUCGAAAACCCUUUGAACUCAAGAAAGCGAUGAUAACGUACAAUUUUUCCAUAGUGCUGUUUUCUAUGUAUAUGUGUUAUGAGUUUGUGAUGUCUGGCUGGGGUACAGGUUAUUCAUUUCGAUGUGAAAUUGUUGACUACUCACAGUCACCUUUAGCACUGAGGAUGGUACGCACCUGUUGGCUUUAUUACUUCUCCAAAUUUAUUGAGCUAUUAGAUACUAUCUUUUUUGUUCUGCGUAAGAAAAAUAGCCAAGUGACUUUCCUGCAUGUCUUCCAUCAUACCAUCAUGCCAUGGACCUGGUGGUUUGGAGUCAAAUUUGCUGCAGGUGGUUUGGGAACUUUCCAUGCCUUUCUAAAUACAGCUGUACAUGUAGUUAUGUAUUCAUACUAUGGGCUAUCUGCAUUGGGACCAGCCUUCCAGAAGUAUUUGUGGUGGAAAAAAUAUUUGACAUCAUUACAGCUUGCCCAGUUCAUUAUUGUCACUAUCCACAUAGGCCAGUUCUUUUUCAUGGAGGAUUGCAAGUACCAGUUUCCAGUCUUUCUGUACAUCAUUAUGAGUUAUGGGUGCAUCUUUCUGCUGCUCUUUCUCCAUUUUUGGUACCGUGCUUACACCAAAGGUCAGAGGCUGCCCAAAACUGUGAAAAAUGGAGUCUGCAAAAACAAAGACCACUGA